Ramularia collo-cygni is the source of this 861-nucleotide messenger RNA. RefSeq lists its product as uncharacterized. The record is from RefSeq and is a predicted model, not a curated record. Gene Ontology annotation, molecular function: nucleosome binding. Gene Ontology annotation, cellular component: Swr1 complex. The coding region runs from base 1 to 861 and encodes 286 amino acids. The transcript has a single exon. Gene Ontology annotation, biological process: chromatin remodeling. NCBI's taxonomy places the organism in Eukaryota, Fungi, Ascomycota, Dothideomycetes, Mycosphaerellales, Mycosphaerellaceae.
AUGGCUCUCCGUUUCCGCACGCCUCACAUCGAGGAGCUGCCGACUGCGCAGACGCGGCAGGCUCCUGGCUUCGCGUGGGUGGCCGUGUCCGGUCCCACCGAUGAUCCGGCAAAGAAUUGGGGCACAACCAACCGCAAGCGCGCGCGAACCGCAGGCCUGGGACAGACCGAUAGCCAGAAGGAGGCGCUCAGUGCGCGACAGCAGAGGGAAAUCGAACGCAAGAUCCGCGAGCUGAACAGCGACGCUGCCAGGGGCGAUGUGGUGGCCAUUCCUGCGCAGAAGAGGGAACAUGGCGGCGGUGGCGUAGGCGCACCAGUAAGAGCUGGUAAGACACCCAACACAAAGAAGAUCCUCGCCAGCGGCAAGACUUUUGCACACUACCUGGACGAUGAAGAGGCGGAGAUUGCCCGGACAGGGCGGAGAGAGGGUGAAGGCGAGCCCAUGCCCGCCCCACCACAGCGAGCGAGCAAGACACCCUUGGCACGAAGGAAACCGCAGCGAGAAGACAGCAGCAUGAGCGGGAGUCCCGCUCCGUCUGCAACAGCUCCACCAGUACAGCGGCAGCAAAUACCUCCCUUGGUGGACGCCAUUGACUUUGAUGAAGAUAUGGAAGAUGGAGAUCGGUCUAUUGCGCCGCUGCCUAGUCAGGCUGAACUUGAGGCACUGCUCAAUGCUCCACCUCUGACUUACAACCAGGCACGCUCAGCUCCUCCGGCAGCAGGCGCACCGCCUCCUCGCCAGUUCUGUGAAAUCUGCGGCUACUGGGGCCGAGUCAAGUGCAUGAAAUGCGGCAACAUGGUCUGUUCCGUGAUUUGCAAGGAUUCUCACGAUGAGAACAAAUGCCUAAAGUUCUAUGCCUGA